Molecule: messenger RNA, 367 nt
Organism: Galeopterus variegatus (Sunda flying lemur)
Lineage: Eukaryota; Metazoa; Chordata; Mammalia; Dermoptera; Cynocephalidae
Product: keratin-associated protein 3-1
Exons: 1
Coding region: 15-308 (97 amino acids)
Cellular component (GO): keratin filament
Molecular function (GO): structural molecule activity
Source: RefSeq, a predicted model, not a curated record
CAACUCACCACACCAUGGCUUGUUGUGUUCCCCGCUGCUGCAGUGUCCCCACCGGCCCUGCCACCACCAUCUGCUCCUCUGACAAAUGCUGCCGAUGUGGAGUCUGCCUGCCCAGCACCUGCCCACAUGAGAUCAGCCUCCUUCAGCCUACCUGCUGCGACACCUGCCCCCCACCCUGCUGUGAGCCUGAUACCUAUGUGCCAACUUGCUGGCUGCUCAACUCUUGCUACCCAACUCCUGGACUGAGCGGGAUCAACCUGAUGACCUAUGUCCAAUCUGGCUGUGAAAGUCCCUGUGAGCCCUGUUAACCAGUCAAGUCUUUGCAAAGGUUCAGUGAUGGAGCUGGCCAAUGUCCUCUGCAACAUCU